GAAGGAUCUUAUAGCUUUCCAUGGGAAAACAUAAAGGAGGAAUCCUGUGGAUUACCUCCAAGGGAUGUGGAUCUCACUGCACUUAUUGAAAAAGAGAUGGAUUUGCAUGCCGUUGAGACCUAUUUAAAUCGUUUUUGUUUUGCAUCACUUAAAGUCAAAGUGUUUGAACCAAAUGGAAAUCUUGUACGUGAAGUCCCUAAAACAACUUGUUGGUCACCAAACCUUUUUCUUUCCGAUUCGAUUCCUUUAGUAGAGUCAGCUAUUGGUGGUUAUUCUCUUGCUCUUGAUGUUGGUUCUGGAACUGGAAGGGAUAUGGUAUUUUUAGCAUCUCGAGGUUGGAACGUCAUUGGAAUUGAAAAUCGACGUCGUUUGAUUGACCAAGGAGUUGCUCUUAGUCGAAAACAUGGUGUUUCAGAACGUGUUCAUUACCUUCAUUGCGAUUUAAAGGAUCUCUAUCCUGUUAAGAAUGAAAGCGUUGAUCUCCUGCACGUUUGUCGUUUUUUACAUCGACCAUCGUUGCAAAACCUCUUGAAGCUACCCCGUAAAGAAGGGAAGGGUUAUCUUAUUUACUCCCAUUUUCUAGACGGAUGUCAGAGGACGAAGGUGGGACACCCAUCGACGGUUGCUGGUUUUUUUCUCCGGGGCGAGUUACGCCAACUACUAGAGAGUACCGGGUACACAAUUUUAACGGAACGCGAAAACGCCUUGCCAGACGGAAGGCCGAUGGUAAACAUAUUCGCGCGAAGAAUGGAAUGA
Molecule: messenger RNA, 756 nt
Organism: Trypanosoma theileri
Lineage: Eukaryota; Euglenozoa; Kinetoplastea; Trypanosomatida; Trypanosomatidae
Exons: 1
Source: RefSeq, a predicted model, not a curated record